Molecule: messenger RNA, 1453 nt
Organism: Anarrhichthys ocellatus (wolf-eel)
Lineage: Eukaryota; Metazoa; Chordata; Actinopteri; Perciformes; Anarhichadidae
Gene: cfl1
Product: cofilin 1
Exons: 4
Coding region: 104-604 (166 amino acids)
Biological process (GO): actin filament depolymerization
Cellular component (GO): actin cytoskeleton
Molecular function (GO): actin binding
Source: RefSeq, a predicted model, not a curated record
GCCGCGUUCACAUUGUGUAUCCAGUGUGUGAGCGAGACCGACCAUUCAUCAUCACAGUUGAUUCAAAUCCUACCCAGACGCUGACUAAUCCAGAGCUACAGCCAUGGCCUCGGGGGUGAAAGUCACAGAUGAAGUUAUCGCAGUCUUCAACGACAUGAAGGUGCGUAAGGCUCAGCCGACUGAGGAAGAGAAGAAGAAGAGAAAGAAGGCCAUUCUGUUCUGCUUGAGUGCCGACCUCAAGAAUAUUGUUCUGGACGAGGGCAAAGAGAUCCUUCUGGGUGACUUGGUAAACAUCUCGGACCCAUUCGGGCACUUUGUUGGGAUGCUGCCCCCAAAAGACUGUCGCUACGCUCUGUAUGACGCCAACUUUGAGACCAAAGAAACAAAGAAGGAGGACUUGGUCUUUAUCUUCUGGGCUCCAGAGGACGCUCCCCUGAAGAGCAAGAUGAUCUAUGCCAGCUCAAAAGAUGCCAUCAAGAGAAAAUUCCAAGGUAUUAAGCACGAGUGGCAGGUGAAUGGUUUGGAAGACCUUAAAGACCAGAAGACUCUGGCAGAAAAGCUUGGUGGCUCAUCAGUAAUCACCCUGGAAGGAAAACCUGUAUAAAUCCCUCUCCCCUUUCUCCUCUCUGGCUACGAUCGAGGCCUUUCAGGCACAUCUGUUGGGUUUUGCUGUUCAUUCCGGUGUGGUUUGGAGACGGGCAGAACCUAAACCAUUUACGUGACUCUCAGGGUGGGAUAUUGUGGGUGGGUUUGGGGUCAAAUGACAGUUAAAAAAUAAAAUAACGAAAAAAGAAAUUCCACUUCACGCAACAUAAAGAAUAUCAACAAAACACACAAAGGAAAAUAUUAAGAUACAGCUGAAAGAUGAGGAUGAUGAUAGAACUUAAAUACACACACUGUUCAUGUUUGAAGACGGGGUUUUGUUCUUUUCCAGGUUCCAUUUGAAUGAUUGCAGAGAAAGGGACAGACGAUAACCGGUUUAGUUUUCCAACUGUUAAAUCCCGACUUAUAAUCGUUCCAACUACAUUUUUUUUUUGCCAAACUUCUAGUUAAGUUUUGUAAGUGUGUGUAGUUGAGACUAGUUAUAGUAUGAACUAAUUCAUAAGAUCUAUUAAAUCCUUCUCUGGGGGGAACAUGGUUAAAUAUAUAUUUCGUUCUUUUUGUUUUGUUUUUGUAUUUGUUUCUUUUUCUUCGAACAGGCAAAAUUUGAGUGAUUUCCUUUUUAAUUUCCAGUUCUCGGUCAGAUAACCAUGGCAUUUGAAUAAGUUAACAGACAACAUUCCUUGUACUUGUUAAAACCAGGAUCUCCUUGAAUUAAAAUCUCUGGUGUUAUAAGGGUCUGAUGGGAGCGAUGUGUAUAUGAAGGAGCAGCGGUCAGAGUUUAGACUGAAUAUUGAAUGGUGGCUGUUUUGUAUCGUCUCCUUAUCUCUAAUAAAAAGCACUAAACUACUGA